Bubalus bubalis (water buffalo) is the source of this 2031-nucleotide messenger RNA. It is a transcript of the gene EFNA1, whose product is annotated as ephrin A1. Bases 521 to 1180 code for a protein of 219 amino acids. Gene Ontology annotation, biological process: axon guidance; ephrin receptor signaling pathway. Lineage: Eukaryota; Metazoa; Chordata; Mammalia; Artiodactyla; Bovidae. The record is from RefSeq and is a predicted model, not a curated record. The transcript has 5 exons. Gene Ontology annotation, cellular component: plasma membrane. Gene Ontology annotation, molecular function: ephrin receptor binding.
GGGGUGGGUAGGAGGAAAGUGUGGGAACGCGGGCGCCCGAGCCCGGGCGUACAAGGCUCGGGAAAAGCGCGGGACCUGUCCACAACCUCGCACCCGCCAAGAUCGGCGCGCCGCGUCGCCAGCCAGGCCAAGCACCCGCAAGUUCGCAGACCCGCAUGUGGAAUGCGUUCCCUUCUCCCGCACGCGACUGCGCCCGGGACACAGACCCACAAAGCUUCACGCGGACCCACGAGUGAGCAAACAGCGCCGAGCAGAUUUACCGAGCAGAGGUGCGCGCUCCGCUCCCCUCCCCCUGCCCUCCCCUCCUCCACCUCCCCAGCCCCCAGGCCCCGGGCAGCCGCGCGCCGGGCGGGGCGGGGGCGGGGCGGGCUGUCGGGCGGCGCCUGCCCAAAAGGCGGAGUCGCGAAGCGGAGGGGCCAGAGCUGCGAGCGCCGUGCUGACUGCGCUGCCGAGAAACCCUGCGGGAAUCCAGACUCGGAGGAGCCCCUCGUCCCCGCCCGGCCUGGCCAGGCCCCGCGCUAUGGAGUUCUUCUGGGCCUCUUUCUUGGGUCUGUGCUGCAGUCUGGCCGCUGCUAACCGCCACACCGUCUUCUGGAACAGUUCAAACCCCAAGUUUUGGAAUGAGGACUACACAGUACAUGUGCGGAUAGAUGACUACCUGGACAUCAUCUGUCCUCAUUACGAGGAUAACUCUGUGCCAGAUGCGGCCAUGGAGCAGUACACACUGUACCUGGUGGAGCACGAGCAGUACCAGCUGUGCCAACCCCAACCCAAGGACCAUGCCCGCUGGUUCUGCAAGAGUCCCAAAGCCAAGCAUGGCCCGGAGAAGCUGUCUGAGAAGUUCCACCGCUUCACAGGGUUUACCCUCAGCAAGGAUUUCAAAGAGGGACACAGCUACUACUACAUCUCCAAGCCCAUCCACCACCAGGAAGACCGUUGCUUGAGGCUGAAGGUGAUGAUCGCUGGCAAAAUCACUCACAGCCCUCAGGCUCAUCCCAAUGCACAAGAGAAGAGACUUCCAGCAGGCAGGGGCAGGGGGAACCUCGCUGGACUGAGGGCCAGUGCCAGCAGUAGGGCCACUCACCUGGGAGGCCUUUGCCCUCUCGUCUCGCAGAUGACCCGGAGGUGCAGGUCCUGCAUAGCAUCGGGCACAGCGCCGCCCCUCGCCUCUUCCCACUAGCCUGGGCUGUGCUGCUCCUGCCAUUCCUGCUGCUGCAAAUCCCGUGAGGGUGUGCACCCCAUCUACUGUAAGGACUGGAACCAGGCUGAGGAGGCAGGCGGGCCUCCCUCACCUACCUGGGGCCCCUCCCAAGGCCCCAGUCCUGGGAACCACUCCCACCACAUGCUCAAGCUGCCCCCCAGCAGCCGCAAAACGGGUCGAUAUUUAGGGUUUCAACCCUAAGGAGGUCAGAGAGCCUGACAGUGCCAUUCCCACGUCCGUGUCAGAAGGAUGGACAAAGAAGUGGAGACAGUCUUCUCUCCGCCAUUCCUGCCCUUAAGCCAAAGAAACAAGCUAGACAGACAUGGCCUCCUAAGGGCACCGUGGGAGCCGAACUGGAAGGGGCUUGGGGGUCACAAGAUGGACACUGAGCUUGGCAAAGAUGCCCCUCCCAUGGAGAGCCAGGAUGGCUCUGACAGAAGAGCAAGAGACAGUUUCCUGCUUGGGAGCCAGGGACAGAAGCAGCAUGCUUGCUUGGGUUGACCCAGCAUCUCCCCCAGGACUUGCCUCUGUGGAGCUGCCACAAGGAGGUCUGUAGUCAGACACUGCAUCCUCUCUCAUCCUGGGACGUCACUCCGCAGAGCUGCACCAGCAGGGGGGCUGUGCCAACCUGUUCUUAAGAGUGUAACUGUAAGGGCAGUGCCCACGUGCAGAGUCUAUGCCUAGUAUGUAGCCUGAAGGGCAGGGCCCACAAGUACGGAAUGUAUAUGAACUUGAUGUGUGUCUAUGCUGAUUUCUACAACUGGAAUUUUUUUUUUAUACAGUGUUCUUUGUCUCAAAAUAAAGGAAUGUGUUUGUUUUUUUGGACAUGA